AUGUUACGCAUGGUUAUGUUCGGCAAACCAGGAGCAGGCAAGGGUACGUUGACAGAACGUCUUGUCAAGAAAUUUGACAUCGUCUCGAUCUCGACGGGUGACCUGCUUCGUCAACAUAUCGCUCAAAAAACUGAAAUUGGGAGACAAGCAAAAGAGAUCGUAGCACGAGGGGACCUCCUACCAGACGAGCUAAUGCUCCAAAUCGCUACGUCGAAGUUGGAUUACUUACAUGACAAACAUUGGAUUCUUGACGGCUUCCCGCGAACGAUUCGUCAGGGCGACCUUCUUGACACGCAUUUACGGUCAGCACGCAUGCCAUUGACGCUCCUCGUAACCCUAACCGUCCCCGAACCAAUCCUCCACGCACGCAUCGCAGGGCGUUUCGUCCACCCAGGCUCGGGACGAGUCUACAACACACAUUUCAACCCUCCACGUAUAGCAGGACACGAUGACCUCACAGGCGAACCACUCACCCAACGUCCAGACGAUAGACCAGAAGUCUAUUCUCGUCGUCUGGCAGCAUACGAGCGCGCGACUGCUCCGUUAUUAGGAUAUUAUACGCGUCGAGUUGAGGAGGAACGUGCGAGUAGGAGAGGGGGAGUUGGUGGAGGGUUGAAGAUCGUGAGCCUUGCAGGGGAGACGAGCGACGAGAUGUGGCCUAUCCUCGAAAAUUCCGUUCGUGAGACGUUCCCUACUGUCCAACCUCGCAUACCCGUGGAUUCGAAGCUACCGAAGAAGUCCCGCGAUGCGGUAGCGACUUUAAGUGCCGCAGCUGCAACGAAGAAGACUGCCAGAGAGGCUGUCGAGGAAGCUGUUGAUGGACCUACUGGGAAGAGUGGAUGA
Molecule: messenger RNA, 843 nt
Organism: Fomitiporia mediterranea MF3/22
Lineage: Eukaryota; Fungi; Basidiomycota; Agaricomycetes; Hymenochaetales; Hymenochaetaceae
Product: ADK-domain-containing protein
Exons: 4
Coding region: 1-843 (280 amino acids)
Biological process (GO): nucleobase-containing compound metabolic process
Cellular component (GO): cytoplasm
Molecular function (GO): ATP binding; AMP kinase activity
Source: RefSeq, a predicted model, not a curated record